GUGUUCACUCUUGGAGACUUGACGCUGGCGGAGUAACGGAGUGUUGUGUUGCAGGAGUGUCGCAGUUUCUCACGCAGAACUUCCUAAUUCAUCGGUGUCUACGAGUGGGAAGAGCAAACAUGGCACAGGCUAUUAAGGAAAGAUUUGAAAAGUUCCUUCACGAAAAGAACCUCCUGACGGAUGUCCUUGCCAAGAUCGAAGCAAAGACGGGAGUCAACAGGGCGUAUAUAGCUGUGGCUGUCGUCGCCAUCAUCGCGGUGUACUUGGUGGUUGGUUAUGGAGCCUCCCUGCUGUGUAACCUCAUCGGUUUCCUUUACCCAGCCUACAUAUCCAUCAAGGCUAUUGAAAGUGCCACCAAAGACGAUGAUACCAAAUGGUUGACCUACUGGGUGGUGUACGGACUCUUCAGUGUCGCAGAGUUCUUUGCAGACAUCUUUCUCUCCUGGUUCCCAUUUUACUACAUUGGAAAGUGUGCCUUCUUGGUUUGGUGCAUGGCUCCAACUCCUUCCAACGGCUCGGUCCAGAUUUACAAUCGCAUCAUCCGCCCCUUUUUCCUCAAGAAUGAAGCCAAGAUUGAUGAUGCGGUCAAGAACAUAAAGGACAAGGCAUCAGAAGCUGCUGACAAGUUUAAAGAUGAGGCUAAAAGAGCAACAGCCAACAUCAUGUUUGAGGAGAAGAAGAGCUCUUAAAAAGGUCCCUGCAGCUGUUCCAGAAAAUAAUGUUGCCUUGUUUAUAUUUAAUGGAUGACCUGUCUGCUAUGUAACGUCAAUUAAAGCCUGGUGCCCCACUA
This is a messenger RNA of Doryrhamphus excisus (bluestripe pipefish), 790 nucleotides long. It is a transcript of the gene reep5, whose product is annotated as receptor accessory protein 5. The record is from RefSeq and is a predicted model, not a curated record. Lineage: Eukaryota; Metazoa; Chordata; Actinopteri; Syngnathiformes; Syngnathidae.